CCUAAUGGCUCCCAGCCAAUGGGCUGCGCGGGCUGCCCGCAGUGCCGGGUGGGAGGGGGCGCAUGUGCAGUGAGAGAGGCCCGUCCGGGAGGGAGGCUCGCUCCCCUCGCCGCGCGUGCGUGGCUGGUUCCGAGAGCGGCUGCAGAGCCGCGGCCCGGUUUGUGCGCGUGACGCCCCGCCCCCAGUCGCCACCCCGCCUCCUCUCCCGCCAUGGCGUUGAACAAGUCCAUGCACGCGAGAAACCGCUAUCGGGACAAACCGCCGGACUUCGCCUACCUGGCGUCCCGGUACCCGGCCUUCCGCCAGCACGUGCAGACCAGCCUCUCCGGCCGGGCCAGCCUAAAUUUCAAGGAUCCAGAAGCUGUGAGAGCUCUGACAUGCACUCUCUUGAAAGAAGACUUUGGACUUACAAUUGAUAUACCAUUAGAGAGGCUCAUUCCUACUGUUCCCUUGAGGCUUAACUAUAUUCAUUGGGUGGAAGAUCUAAUUGGCCAUCAAGAUGGUGAUAAACAAGUUCCUAGAAGAGGAAUUGACAUAGGUACCGGGGCAUCUUGCAUCUACCCAUUACUUGGAGCCACUUUGAAUGGCUGGUAUUUCCUAGCAACAGAAGUGGAUGAUAUGUGUUUCAAUUAUGCAAAGAAAAAUGUGGAACAGAAUAAUUUAUCUGAUCUUAUAAAAGUGGUUAAAGUACCACAGAAGACCCUUCUAAUGGAUGCACUAAAAGAGGAAUCUGAGAUCAUUUAUGAUUUUUGCAUGUGCAACCCUCCCUUUUUUGCUAACCAGUUGGAAGCCAAGGGCGUAAAUUCUCGAAAUCCUCGACGGCCCCCUCCGAGCUCUGUGAACACUGGGGGCAUCACAGAGAUCAUGGCUGAAGGGGGAGAACUAGAAUUUGUCAAAAGAAUUAUCCAUGAUAGUCUGCAGCUUAAAAAAAGAUUGCGGUGGUACAGCUGCAUGCUGGGAAAGAAAUGCAGUUUAGCUCCAUUAAAAGAAGAACUUCGAAUUCAGGGGGUUCCUAAAGUUACUCACACUGAAUUCUGUCAAGGCCGUACCAUGAGGUGGGCACUGGCAUGGAGUUUCUACGAUGAUGUCCGAGUGCCUUCACCUCCCUCUAAAAGAAGGAAGUUAGAAAAGCCCCGGAAGCCAAUUACAUUUAUAGUGUUGGCAUCCACAGUCAAAGAGUUAUCCAUCAAGGCUUCAGCUAUGGGCUGGGAUGCUGUGGAAGGCAUAGCAGUGGUUACAAAGUGGAUAGAAAAAAUACUGACUGAUCUGAAGGUUCAGCAUAAGUAUGUUCCCUGUGGAGAAGAUGAAGUUAGUCUGUUUCUAACAGCCAUUGAAAACUCUUGGGUUCAUUUAAGAAGAAAGAAACGAGAACGAGUAAGGCAGCUACGAGAACUUCCUCGAGCUUCUGAAGAUACUCUGCAAGCAAUGGAAGAAGAGAAGAGCAGCCAGAAAGACUCAAACAACCCAGAGUGUGAACAAAACAAGACUGAAAACUUCGAAAUGGGGUCAGUGAUGCUUGAUGAGGAUGUCAGCUCAGCCAAGAAUGACAGGCAAAGGGAAGAUUCCCCUGCCAAAGAAGAAAACAAUGAGGAACUCAUGGAAGAGGAGGACAUAGAAGCAAAGCAAGCAGAAACAUUAAUUGGUGAAGACUCCAGUGAUGCAAAGGAGGAGCCUGAUGCUUCAGAGGAUGCUGGCAAUCUAACAAUGGAAAAAGGACAAAGUCCCAAAGGAACUAGUGGACACUUUCUUUUUAAGUGUUUAAUAAAUGUGAAGAAAGAAGGGGAUGAUGCAUUAGCAGAGAUGCACUGGGUUGAAGGACAGAACAGAGAUUUAAUGAACCAACUGUGCACCUACUUACGAAAUCAAAUUUUUCGACUGGUUGCUAGUUAGCCCUUAUUCAGAAUAUGGUAGAAAUAGGUCAGUUCUAGAUAUUUUUUUUGUAAUCUUUUUAAUAGACUAAAAGAAACUUUGUGCUAACAAAGUUUUUUAAGAAGAAAUGACCAAAAUUGAGAUGAAAAUCAACUUUAUUUUUAAACAGAGCCUUUUUUAAAUACAAGGAAUCAUAGGUAUAUAAUAAUGAGAGGUAGGAGAAACAGUGCUUAAAAAGCACUUCAGUGUCUAGCUGUAAAAUUGCAUGAUAAAUGGAAACCUAUUUUAGCAAUAGCUCUGUGGUUGGUUUCAUAUGGCAACAUUACAGCUGAUUUCUGGUCUUUCUGAUCUGACUUGGUGGAAAUGCAGUUCUCUUUGCUGAAUAGAAAUAAUCAUUACAAUAUUAAAUUUUUACAUCAUUAUUAUUGCAGGAAUAUAAGGGUUUUUUCAGCUCUUACUUAUAUAGGUUAGCCUGCAACUCUGUGUAUUGUCUUUUGCAGCCAGGAAUCUUCCUUGAAGGGAUGGCACUUGCCACCCUCCUCCAUCUCCUUUCCCUAUGUGUUUGCCCUCAGCUGAGCGACAUCUUGAUAACAGGUGACAGUUCUUUAAAUGACAGCUCAUAAAAGCACAAAAUAAUAUGGGAGAGCUGGGUAGCUUUAGAGAUGUUCAUGAAUCUUGAAUUUUCAUUAAUGGCUAGAUUAGAGUCCACUAUUUAACAAAUAUUAGGAUUUGCAUAGAUUUUUUUUUUUGCUUUUCAAAAGCUUAAAAAUGAAAAAUGAUUUGCGCUCCUCCUCCAACAUACAAGUUAAGAAAAAUUUAACUGUGGCACACAUUGUUUUAGACCAGGUAUCCCCACUGAUACAGGAGAUGAAAUGCAGUGUGGUGGUUUCAAGCAAUUAUUCCUGAAAGACUGGGCUUCACUUUAAACUUAAAUUUCUUUGAAGUAUUUAAUGAGGGUGGGGCGAGAGAGAGAGAAUUGGAGUAUAUGUCCCUCAUCUCCAUGGACCAGAAAAACUCAUCACAGGGGAUAAAAGUAUGGAUAGGAAAACAGAUUAAUAUGAUGAACAGGGUGUGGAGAGGACAGGAUAGCUGAUGCUCUCUCUGGAAAUGGCAAGAUCUGUUAGUGGGGGGUUCUGAAGUGGCCCAGUGACAGGAAAUGAGUUGCAACAUUAAGUAUGCAUUAUACUGGUAUGGGCCAUAGAUAUAAAAGUGAAAUCCACAAUAGGAGAAAGAUACAUUAUUGACUUCUUGUAGCAAAUGCACCUGUUCAUGCUGUUGGGAUCACUCUGAAUAUGUGUUAUUCAUCAAGGGUUCCAAAAAAUUCAGCAGAAACUGUACAUCCUGUCUUUUGCACCACAGCAGGCCAGAGAAACAAGAUAUACUAUUUAAGUCCUGUCUUUAAUCUCUGAACUUCUGGUAAACAGUUACACAGUAUUGGAUUUGAUAUCAUAAAAUCGUUCUGAUACUUUGUUUUUAUUAAAUUAUUUUAUUUGGAUCAGAUUUUAACACAACUGAGGUGACUGAAAGGAAAUGGAGGUGAUGCAAUCUGACCUGCACCAUUAUCUUUCAAAAGAAUGCACUAAAUGUUGUCAAAUUGCCUGAAAAUGUCAUGAUUUCCUUGAAGUGUCAUAUACUGCAAGUAAAAUUAAUACUAUGUUUGUUUACCAUAAAAGUAAAAAAUGGAGAACAUAUUUGUAUAGAAGAGACUCUAAAAUAUUUAUGCCUUUGACUUAAUGGAUUCAAUUUGGAGUUAGAAAGAUCAAUGUUUUUCCUGUGUAGCAGUGAAGAAAAAUACUUCUGAGAGAAUUUUAGAUUUGUUCUCAUGUUUCAUUAACCAACAGAUGUCAUGCUAGUUAACUAUUUUAUCACAGAUAAUAGGCAGUGGUUUAUAUUUGAUUAGGAAAAUGUUAUAUAUAAAGCCCUUAAAUUGGGUUAUUGAUUGUACAGCUCGUGGUUCUCAAAUUCUGGUUUGUAGCCUGCUGAUUUUGCACAGAGCUGCUUCCUGAAGCAGUGAUGCUUUAUGCUAAUUGUAGUUUAAUCAAACUUAAGAGUUUUGAGAGGUUCUUUUGGACACCUGAACUACUUAAACAAACAAACAAAAAAAUCCAAGUCCCACAGAAACCAAAGCCCUCUGUACCGUGUUUGGCUGUUCCAUGGGCUUCUGAAAGGUGGUUUUUUAGUGUAAAUUUACAAAGUAUAGUCUUUUGGAAAUGUAAUUAAAAAUCAGAGGGCAAUGUUAGCUCUAGGGAGAGAGGGAUUUAGGACCAGCUGUUCUGUGUGGUAGCUUCCUUUAAAAACCAGCUCCUAAAAAGUGCCAUUUUGGCAGUCACAGAGACUGGUUGCCUAUUCAGCCAGAGAAGGGAUAAAGUAACAGUAAAGCUUCUCAACGCUGCAUUGCUGUGUGCCUCUGACCUGGAUUUCAUCUAGGGUUUGAGAUUGUCUAUCCAGUCUGUGGCCUUUCUAUUUAUUACCAUAGUGCCAAGGAGCUCUAGGCAUGGGCCAGCACCCUGUUGUAUGACACAGAACAAAAGAUGGUCCCUGCCCCAAAGAGUUUACAAUCUGAGUAGAAGAUGAGAUAACAGAUGAACUGCCACUAUCGAUAACUGCCACUUGUGAUGAGGGAAAAACCAAUAACUGGAUAACAUUUGUUCAGCACUGAGGUAUUAAAAGUAGCCUGCUACUGCAUGAGAAUCGAAUCCUUGUCUAUGUUGGUUAACGAAAGUAAUGGAGGAAUAACCUGUGUCCAGUACUUUCAUAGAUUCAGUUUUGUCAGAGAGGGCAAAUGCCAAACAGCCACGAACCCCUAAGCUAGCUUCUAAUUUUCCCUGGGGUAGCUCAACCCCGGCCCCACCACUCCACCCCUUUCCCCAAGGCCCCCCCAUCUCUUCCUGCCCUUCCCCUACACGCACCCUGUCCUUGCUCCUCCCCCUCCCUCCCAGUGCCUUCAGCAGUGUGCAGGAAACACUAGGAGGGAGAGAGUGAGGGGGAGGAGUUGAUCAGUGUGACUGGUGACCCUGGACAUGACUUGUGGACACCCUGGAGUACCCUGGCGGUCUGCGGACCAUCACUCAGUUAUAAAAGUAGGGCUGACCCAUUUCAGAGUCUGUCCUUUAAAAUGCUAAAUGGCCUCAACAUCUAGGUGUCUUAAAGAUCUUUCCACAAUUCACAGGCAGUUGCUUCUCUUGGAGCACAUAAACUUGAUGGCAUCUAGGUGUGAACUCCUAAAAGCAAGUCAAUGCAGCAGAUUGGGAACUCUGCAGCAGUUUAAUUUAAAUUGAAAAAAAGUUUAAAUACAAAAAUGAGUACAAUCUGUGCUGUCUUGCACACCAGCGUGGACAGUGUGCUAAAGCCAAAUCAGGGUUGUGUACUGAAUUAGGUGGUUAUCUGUAGGACCCUUGCCUCUGUUGCAGAAGUUGGAAGAUGUAUAGUGAAUAAGGUAGUGUGCUUUGCUGUUUUUGUAGUGGCCUGGAGGCAGAAAGGGUGGAGCCCUGUUCUGCAUCCCAAUUUCUGUAUGAUGCUGGGGAAGCAAUUAAAACCACUUUUAUUUUGCAGUUGUAUAUUCUAACUACAUUAUCUUAUUUUCUUGGGGUAUAGCAGGAACCUGAUUUUCAAAAAGGCUGAAGGUGCACCACUGAGCCUGAAAUCAAUGGGAGUUGAGUGCUCAGAACAUCUGGAAAAUGUGAUCCCAGGUUUCUCAGGUGCUGAGGGUGUGGGAGGGAACAACGACCCCCAAGGGGUCACCCUUGCAAAUUUUGCCCGCUUCUAUCCUCCCGCGGGGGAGUGUUUAGGUGCUGAAGUUUUGCAGUUGUAAGGUACCAGCUGGGGAGGUGGUGUGUUCUAAAGCUUGUUUAGUGUGAAAAUAAAAAGCAUUAGAACUGAGA
Messenger RNA from Malaclemys terrapin pileata, 5750 nucleotides. RefSeq names its product methyltransferase 16, N6-methyladenosine (gene METTL16). The transcript has 9 exons. NCBI's taxonomy places the organism in Eukaryota, Metazoa, Chordata, Testudines, Emydidae. The record is from RefSeq and is a predicted model, not a curated record. Bases 211 to 1890 code for a protein of 559 amino acids. Gene Ontology annotation, molecular function: 23S rRNA (adenine(1618)-N(6))-methyltransferase activity. Gene Ontology annotation, biological process: rRNA base methylation. Gene Ontology annotation, cellular component: nucleus.